Hyalella azteca is the source of this 726-nucleotide messenger RNA. RefSeq lists its product as uncharacterized. NCBI's taxonomy places the organism in Eukaryota, Metazoa, Arthropoda, Malacostraca, Amphipoda, Hyalellidae. The record is from RefSeq and is a predicted model, not a curated record.
GACGUCGCCCAGCCUGACAGGUCACACAAGGGCAAGAGGGACGGACAGCGCGAGGAGCAGCAGCGACUGCUGGGGCUGAGCAGCGAGCGGCUGGGGCAGCGCGUGCCGCUCAGUGAACAGCUCGCCAGGAUUCUGGGCUACGUCAUCACCUCCAUGGAGGAGAGCUUGGACGAGCGAGCCAGGACCAAGAACUCUUGGCCGGCGCCUCUGGCUGGUCAGAUGUUGUCGGUGCUGGCGACGUGCGGCGGCCUGAAGGAGGGACGCCAUCUGCUGGAGCUCGUCAGCAAGCACGCAACUGUCGUCGUCGGGGAAAUACCAGCUGAUGACGUGCAUAAGCUCUGCUCAGCGGCUGUCAAGCAAGGGGACAUCUCCACAGCUAUGAUGUGCGUUUCGUACGUACGCACGCACGACCCCGCGUCAGCGCCGGCCUUGGCUGCCGAAAUAGCCAGCUCGGGGCAGCCUCUGGAGCCCGCGGUCCGAGCGAGGCUCUCCGUACUUUUUGGCAAUGACAUCUUCGCCAAACAGUCUAGUGAGAAUAAGGGUUCUGAAGCCAUGAGUGAAUCGAGCUCAUCAAGCGACGACAGCGAUUCCGAUUCCUCCUCAUCAGACGAUGAAACAUCAAACGCGAAGAAGGCAUCCAUUGAGCCGGCAAUCGAGCCCAAGCCACGUAAUUCGUAGAUUUGUUCAGAUUUUGUACAGUAGAGGAUAAUAAAAUCGUCUUGUACA